Molecule: messenger RNA, 1019 nt
Organism: Stegodyphus dumicola
Lineage: Eukaryota; Metazoa; Arthropoda; Arachnida; Araneae; Eresidae
Source: RefSeq, a predicted model, not a curated record
UGCCACCAGUUAUUCAGUGCUCUCCACCCAAAUGUGAAGCUGGUUGCCGUCUCGAUUAUUCAACGAAACCAUGUCCGAGUUGUACUUGUGAUUCAGUGUCUACAGGAAUACAGUGCUCUCCUGUCAAAUGUGAUUCUCGAUGUCAUGAAGUGAUAGGAGACAAUGGAUGUCCAACAUGUCAUUGCGGACCACUAUGCUCUCCUCCAGUAUGUGCACCUGGUUGCCGCAUAGACUACAAUGCAGAUCCUUGCCCAAGUUGUGUUUGUGAUAGAUACCAGAGGAGAUAUCGUGCACCACAGAUUCAAUUUAAUCCAUUUUCCGAUCCGUUUUGCUCCCAACUGAAAUGUGGCCCUGGCUGUGAAUUGGAACAAUUUCCUUCAUCUCCAAAUGAGCGUUGUCCAUCCUGUGUUUGCCGAGGAAGCGUCGGCGAACGAGUAAAAUGCCUUGCAAUGCAUUGUGAACUUCCUUGCCGUUUCGAGAGGUUUAGCCAGUAUGGAUGCCCUAGCUGUAUAUGUCAUCCAAUUCCUUGUUCACCUCUGAACUGUCGACCGGGAUAUGUGAUAAAGAAAUUUCCCGAAGAAAGAUGUCCACGAUGUGAGAAAGAAGAAACAUCAACAGAAAUCCAAUGCUCUCCUGUGAAAUGUGAUGAAAACUGUUACGAAGCGGUUGGCUCCAAUGGCUGCGAUACUUGCAUAUGUGAUCCUCAAUGUUCACAGCCGAAGUGUGAUGCAAAAUGUCGACUAGAAAUAAAGCCAGGAGGUGGACCAUGCCCAGCAUGCGUUUGCUAAAAGUACAAUUUCUCAGCUGUUAAAUUUUCACGUAAAGCAGCAGUGUCGUUGGAAAUCUAACAUAUGAACUCUUCUUCAAAUUUUUUAAAAAGUAUUGAAGAUAUUCCAUUGUUCAUUUAAUUAUUUGAUUGUUAUUUCAGUUUGAAAAUGCAAGAAGGCAUACAAUAGUUUUACACUAUUGUUAAAAUCAUUGUUACUGGAUUUUAUAAAAUAAAACAUUUUAAAAACAUA